Molecule: messenger RNA, 1378 nt
Organism: Micropterus salmoides (largemouth bass)
Lineage: Eukaryota; Metazoa; Chordata; Actinopteri; Centrarchiformes; Centrarchidae
Gene: ssbp1
Product: single-stranded DNA binding protein 1
Exons: 7
Coding region: 212-655 (147 amino acids)
Biological process (GO): positive regulation of helicase activity; mitochondrial DNA replication
Cellular component (GO): mitochondrial nucleoid
Molecular function (GO): single-stranded DNA binding
Source: RefSeq, a predicted model, not a curated record
CCUGUGAACCAAAACAUGCGGAGAAAACGUUAAUUUUGAACGUUUGUUUCAUGUCGACAUGUAACGGCGGGAGACUCCAGAAGCCUCAUUGCUGCUGCGAGACAGCAGUGCUCUGACUUUGAGUCCGUGCUCACAGAUUUGUUGAGUGGCUCAGAUCCCCAAAAAGUCCUCAGCUGCCGUCUAUCUGCUGACUGCUUCCCCCUCAGAGAAGAUGUUGAGAAGUGCCUCAGCACAGAUCUUCAGACAGGUGGUGCGAUACAGGAGCACUGACACUAGCCUCAUCCUGGAGAGAUCGAUAAACCGGGUGCAGCUGUUGGGCCGAGUGGGUCAGGACCCAGUGAUGAGACAAGUGGAGGGUCGUAACCCUGUUACCAUCUUCUCGUUAGCAACCAAUGAAAUGUGGCGCUCUGGAGACCCAGAGAUGAGCACAACAGGUGACAUCAGUCAGAAGACGACGUGGCAUCGCGUGUCGGUGUUCAAACCCGGUCUGAGAGACGUGGCCUACCAGUACGUCAAGAAAGGGUCCAGGAUUCUAGUGGAGGGGAAACUGGACUACGGAGAGUAUGUGGACAAGAACCAAGUCAGACGCCAGGCCACCACCAUCAUCGCAGACAACAUCAUCUUCCUCAGCGACAACAUUCGAGACAGACCCUGAAGGACUUUUCUCUUGUCUCCAAGCAAAAACAAGUCAACUUCUUUUUGUAUUUUCUCAUUUAUACAAAAAUAAGUCUGAGGACCUGAACACCACCAAGUAAAGGAACUGACUUACUGAUGAGAAGGGGGACAGAAUAUGCUGUGACACUCUGUGGUCAUGUUUGACUGUGAUGCCUCCUGCAGACCUUAAGGCAUGAAGAGAAGCUGACGGACUUGUGUAGUAUAAAUACACUUGCUCAUUAUGAUUUUUGAUAGUGCUACUUGUACAUAACAGUUGCAAAGAUAGUUUUGGUUUUUUUGCAUAUACCCAAAUUUUGUGUGUGAGAGAGUAAUGUUGGAAGCAAGAUCUGAAAUAUUAUAAUACAGUGGAAAAAAGUUGUUGUCGAAGUUGUAGCUUUGUUAAGAGCAACUCUUACUCGUGCUGAAGAUCACAGACAAACGUUAUUUGGUUUUUCUUUGGUGGCCAGAUGUCGCCUGUAAAACAACUUCUCAAGCUCCCUCAUAUGUUAAGACUUAUUGUUAAUUUUAGCCAGCAUAUUAAACUUUUCACAUUAUAUUUCCCCCCCAUGUCUUUUUUAUUUUAAAGUUAUCAUAAAUGCAUCAAAGUCGGAGCAAAAUUAGCUCUUUAUGUCACAUAAUUUCUGCCCGAUUAUGUGAGCUGUUUUUUUUCUAGAUAAACUAAAGUGUUGAAAAUGUUCUUCAAAUAACCACCUGUUUAAAAAAA